AUGAGCAUCAUCCCCACCUCAACCACUUCUGCCCUCUCAUCCUCUACAAUGACCGUCGCCACCGUCGCCGCUACCCAGCCCGCCAAGCUCCGCAUCGCCGUGUUUGGUGUUGGACGCAUGGGUCUUCGUCACGCCCGCAACGUCGCGUACAAGACCCCCCGCGCCGAGCUCGUCGCCGUCGUCGACCCCCAGAAGGCUGCCCUCAACGCCGCCAAGGCCGAGCUUCCCCCUACCACCCUCCUGGUCACCGACCCCGACGUGGUGUUCAACUCUCCCGACGUUGACGCUGUCCUCAUCGCCUCGGAGACCAGCACCCACGCCGACCUCGCCGUCAGGGCCAUUGCCGCCGGCAAGCACGUCCUCCUCGAGAAGCCCAUCUCGAUCGAUGUCGAGAAGUCGCGUCCUGUCGUUGAGGCCGCCGCCGCCAACCCCAACAUCAAGGUCAUGAUUGGUUUCUCCCGUCGUUUCGACGAGUCGUACAACGAGGCCAAGGAGCGCAUCGACAAGGGACUGCUCGGCAAGGCCUACAUGAUCAAGAGCGCCACCAACGACAUGUACGACUCUUCGGGCUUCUUCGUCGCCUACUCCAAGGCCUCGGGUGGCAUCUACAUUGACUGCGGUAUCCACGACAUUGACAUUGCCCGCUGGCUGCUGGACACUGCCAACCCUGCCAACCUGGCCAACCCCAAGAAGGAGGUGACCCGCGUCUUCGCGUCGGGCCUGAACGUGCGCCACCCCGAGCUUGCCAACGACGGCGACUGCGACAACGCGCUGGGCAUUAUCGAGUUUGCGAACGGCAGCAGCGUCUCGAUCCACCUCAGCCGCACGGCCAUGCACGGCCACGACUGCUUCACCGAGGUGUUCGGCACCGAGGCCAAGCUCAUCAUCAACAACAACCCCCAGCUCAACCGCCUCGAGAUCCGCGACGAGCACGGUGUGCGCGCCGAGAGCACCCCCACCUACUACGAGCGUUUCCGCGAGGCCUUUGUCACCGAGGUCAACACUUUCGCCUCGGUCGUCCUCGACGACAAGCCCGUGCCCACCACGGCCGUGGACGCGCUCCAGGCUGCGCAGAUUGCCGUCGCCCUCACCCACUCGUUCCGCCAGGGCAAGCCUGUUCUCUUCGGCGAGGACGGCGAGCCCAUCCUCGACUAG
Messenger RNA from Apiotrichum porosum, 1155 nucleotides. RefSeq lists its product as uncharacterized. Gene Ontology annotation, cellular component: cytoplasm. Gene Ontology annotation, biological process: NADPH regeneration. Gene Ontology annotation, molecular function: nucleotide binding; oxidoreductase activity. The coding region runs from base 1 to 1155 and encodes 384 amino acids. NCBI's taxonomy places the organism in Eukaryota, Fungi, Basidiomycota, Tremellomycetes, Trichosporonales, Trichosporonaceae. The transcript is spliced from 4 exons. The record is from RefSeq and is a predicted model, not a curated record.